AUGUCGUCGACCGCCUCCGAAGAACCUUCAAUCAGAUCCAACAUUCUCUCGGUCCCAACCCAUCUGACCCCGCAGCCAGAGUUCCAUAAACAUCAUUUUCCAGUCGCCACUAUCUUCAUUGGUCCAACUAACCCCAAAGGUCAACACCCGGCAAUCUCUUUGGCAGCGAUGUGCCGGAUUUUAGUUUUCAAGAAGAAUUUCAAAGAGCUCACCAAGACCGUCAGUCGCUUCAUGGGUAAAGACCUCCGUCUUAUUGUUGUGGGAUGUAAGACGGUCGUGGAUUCCAAUGAUAAAUACAUCCCGUUGUUCAACAAUUGCCGCUUCAUUCACAGAGAAGUUGGAGGAUAUCACGUUCUCUGUCGUAUCUUACCGACCGACAUCUCCGGAAAAGAGGCCCGAAUCAGACUUGACAAAUUCGUCGAUGAUCUUGAAACGCCAGAAGUACAGAAGCCAGCCACUCAACAACCAUCAGGACGUAAAAACUCCCGCGGCAACUCCUUCAACCGCAAAAGUGGCAAACGGCGGUUCACCGUUGAUUCGGACGAUGAGAACACCCCCGAGAAAGUUCUCCGUUUCGACUGA
Caenorhabditis remanei is the source of this 582-nucleotide messenger RNA. RefSeq lists its product as uncharacterized. The transcript has 3 exons. The record is from RefSeq and is a predicted model, not a curated record. Bases 1 to 582 code for a protein of 193 amino acids. NCBI's taxonomy places the organism in Eukaryota, Metazoa, Nematoda, Chromadorea, Rhabditida, Rhabditidae.